This is a messenger RNA of Exophiala mesophila, 1639 nucleotides long. RefSeq lists its product as hypothetical. The coding region runs from base 96 to 728 and encodes 210 amino acids. The transcript has a single exon. NCBI's taxonomy places the organism in Eukaryota, Fungi, Ascomycota, Eurotiomycetes, Chaetothyriales, Herpotrichiellaceae. The record is from RefSeq and is a predicted model, not a curated record.
GUUCUUAGGCUUCUUGACGUUCAGCUGCUACGCAGAGACUUGAAAUACUUUCGUCUGAUCACCGCUGAGGUCAAACUUUCCAGCAGACUGACUACAUGGCGACGAGUGCCACAAUGGAAGAUUCUUUAUACGCAAGCCCCUCUUACAAAGAGGCCGCCAGUGUACUUCAAAUGCCGACUGGAUCUCUUGGGCCGCCGACGAUGAGCCCACCGUCAACAGUCGCAUCGUUACCUGCAGCACCACACUCAUUCUGUGUCGGCCUGAUUCCGUAUCUACAUCAAAUUCGCUUCAUAUUGGCCUGGAUCAGCUUGGUGGCGAUCCCACUCAGUGCUCUGGCAGGCGAUAUUCCGCAUAUAGCCAUUUCAGGCUUAUUCGGACUGGUCCUUGUCAUCAACUUGCCAGUUGCGGUGGUUCAGACUAUUCGACGACGAGCCCAUAAGGGGUCUGAUGUCAGCAGAGCCGACUACUACCCCUCCACGCUCUUGAUUCUGGGCGACAUCUUCUCCGCAAUCCUGCUGCUGGGCGCUUUUGUUGCCGAGAUGGUGGUUUUGCUUGUGAUUCCAGAAUACUUCCGGGGAACAGUGUUCAAAGUCCUCGUUUUCAGGCCAUGGGCUACUGUUGCCCCCUUAGCAGCGAGGUUAGUGACACCUAGCCUACGGGCCGGUUUCGAAGCCACUGACAGUAUUGUUUUAGCCACGUCCAAUUAUUUCUGGCUGUCGUACAGAUAGGCAUUCGCAGAAAGAUCCAGUCAGCUCGUCGGCGCGAGCAAAGGUUUCGUCACAUUUGAAAGACUACAAUUGGAUAUGUGGACUUCUUCCCAAGCCAUAAGUCUUCAUCUCCACAGGCUGGCUCCCGAUCACUCAGAAUGAUACAUUUUUGGCUUCUUCGCCUUAGCAAGUCACGCUGUGGUGCGCCAUUUGCGACCAGUCAGAAGCUUCACAUUGUCGAUUGACCGUGGAUUCAGAGUACGCUCGCAGUUCUUAGGAUGGACCGAUCAUUACCAGAGGUGAAACCCAGCUCCGGGCACCAAAGCACCGAUGUCUACAAACAUGCCACAAUUCGCGAGACCCAAAAUGAGAGCGAACAACGCGGAAAGAUCUACCAACUCCGGGCACUUUUUCGCCAUCGCAACAUUCCUGGAUAGCUGACAUGACCAGCUUCAAUCUCAAUAAUAAUGCUGGCUCUGCUGCAAGGCUUCGGCAACGUGUCGAACCGAGCCAUGUUCAACUUGGGACAAGAUGAUAUACGGCAUGGGACACGAUUGCUGCAUCUCCCCAGCCCAACAUUGGCAAGCUAGUAUGAAAGCAAUCUCUGUUUUUCAUAGAGACGUAGCCCAGUGCAACGAUGUUGAUUAAACGCUGUUCUACCGCCACGAAUGGUGCUUGGGUCUAGAUCUCUCUACCGCUUGAGCCACCAAACGACCAGGGUGAAGGCUUAAACCAAACUCAGUUUUGGAUAGAUCAUAACCCUAUGGGCGCUUGUUCCUAUGAUCAACCACAAUAAUGCGUAAGAAAAACAAUCCCAAAGGAGUUCAUUGACUUUCCCAUCCGAUUCCUCUAUUGCCGCUUCUUCAAACUCUUGGACGAUCAACUAUUAACACCGUCACGACUGCCAUCUAAGAUUCUGCAGCACUAAUUCG